AUGGGAGCGGUGGCAUCGAGUAUGCCACCACCUAGGACCGGUCGCUCUUCAGAAAAUGGAAGCGAGCCGGAUCCGAAGAGAAGAAAUGUCGAAGAAGUCGGUAGAACACCAUUGAAAGAAGCGUUGAAGAUUCUUGCCACAUCGAAAGCUGCCGUUGUCUUUGACGGAGAUGACACGGCUGCAGCAGAACAUAUCCAAAUUCUUCAAAAUGCCAUAAAAGAAGCUGGAAUAUCCGCUGACGUCGCCAAAGUAAACGUUGGUUCUGCCUCAAAAGCUCAAAUUCAACACCUUACAUUGCACCAAGGAUGGCCUAUGGCUUACAUCAAAGGAGACGCUAUCGGCGGUCUUGAGAACUUGAAGAAAAUUCCCAAUAACGUUUUGUCGGAAUGGCUUAAAGAUCACCAGUAUGAUCUUAUCGUGAUUGGUGGAGGAUCUGGAGGUCUUGCCGCCGCCAAAGAAGCAGCUCGUCUGGGCAAGAAAGUCGCAUGUAUCGAUUUUGUGAAACCAUCGCCGCAAGGAACUACAUGGGGACUUGGAGGAACUUGUGUGAAUGUCGGAUGUAUUCCAAAAAAGCUGAUGCAUCAGGCAUCAAUAUUAGGGCAUUCCAUUCAUGAUGCGAAGAAGUUCGGAUGGGAUAUCCCUGAUGGUCAAAUCACUCACAAAUGGGCAAAUCUAAAAGAAGCCGUUAACGAUCACAUUUCUUCAUUGAAUUGGGGUUAUCGUGUGCAACUUCGUGAGAAGACGGUAACAUAUCUCAAUUCCUACGCAACUUUCACGGGACCAUUCGAAAUCUCAGCGACUAACAAGAAGAAGAAGGUUGAAAAGAUCACGGCAGAUCGUUUUCUCAUUGCUACAGGACUUCGGCCAAAGUAUCCUGAAUGUCCUGGAGCUGUUGAGUACGCAAUCACAAGUGACGAUUUGUUCCAGUUACCCUAUUCCCCGGGCAAAACUUUAUGCGUCGGAGCUUCUUACGUUUCUCUCGAAUGCGCUGGAUUUUUACAUGGACUUGGAUUCGAUGUCACUGUGAUGGUCCGAUCAAUCCUUCUUCGUGGUUUCGAUCAGGAUAUGGCGGAAAGAAUUCGAAAGCAUAUGAUCGCUUAUGGAUUGAAAUUUGAAAGUGGUGUUCCGACGAAAAUAGAAGAAGUCCAAGCAAAAACCGAUGAAAAGGCAGGACUCUACAAGGUUUAUUGGCAGAAGAAGUUGGAUGAUGGAACAACUGCGGAAGAUUGCGAGGAGUUCAACACGAUUGUUAUGGCUAUUGGACGAGAAGCUGUCACUGAUGAUGUCAAUCUUGAUCUGAUCGGUGUUGAAAGAGCGAAGAGCAAAAAGGUGGUCGGACGACGUGAACAAUCAUCGACUCUUCCUUAUGUAUAUGCUAUCGGUGAUGUAUUGGAAGGAACUCCGGAAUUGACACCGGUUGCAAUUCAAGCCGGAAAAGUUCUUAUGAGAAGAUUGAUCGAAGGAGCCAAUGAAUUGACGGAAUAUGACAAAAUCCCAACUACUGUGUUCACACCGCUUGAAUAUGGUUGUUGUGGAUUGUCGGAAGAAGAUGCCAUCAAGAAAUAUAAGAAAGAAAAUGUGAUUGUGUAUCACAAUGUGUUCAUCCCGUUGGAAUACACGAUUCCGGAACGAAUGGAUAAAGAACAUUGCUACUUGAAAUUGAUCUGUUUGAGAAAUGAGAAUGAAAAAGUCGUUGGAUUCCAUAUUCUAACGCCUAAUGCCGGAGAAGUAACACAAGGAUUUGGAAUUGCUUUGAAGUUGAACGCCACCAAGGCAGAUUUCGACCGAUUGAUUGGAAUUCACCCGACCGUUGCAGAGAACUUCACCACGUUGACGUUGGAGAAGAAAGAAGGGGACGGUGAAUUGCAAGCUUCGAGUUGCUGA
Molecule: messenger RNA, 1884 nt
Organism: Caenorhabditis bovis
Lineage: Eukaryota; Metazoa; Nematoda; Chromadorea; Rhabditida; Rhabditidae
Source: the annotation of a GenBank genome assembly